AUGGCGAUUAUGUCAUGCCCUUCAGAAGGCUCCAGCAUCUCAGCUGCUUCUGGAGAAACCCUAGAUUGUGAUGAUCAUCGUCACGAGGCCAAGAACAGAUUGAACAUGAGCGAAAAGAAUGCCGAACCCGAACCCGCUGCUUACCGUCAUCUGGCGAAUCAGAAGAUAUCCAUCGAUGACGACGACAAUGGAGGCGUCAGGUCAACCGACCUAGACCUCAAGCUCUUCAACCAAGGCGUGCCAUCGAAUGCUAAGAAGAGCGAUGAAUCGGCAACAGAGGAGAAAUGCAACGUCCCGAAAGCUAGGGUUUUCGCGUGCAACUUUUGCAAGCGAGAGUUCUCUACCUCGCAGGCUUUGGGGGGGCAUCAGAACGCGCACAAGCAAGAGCGGGCGCUCGCCAAACAGCGCAAGGGGAUGGAAGCUGACCUGCUCGGGGUUCACCCGCACCUGUCAUACUAUUACUCGGGUGUUCCUCAAAUGCCUCUCUAUGGGAGUAUAGGUAGGGCGCUCGGGGUCCGCCACGAGUCGAUGAUUCACAAGCCUUCUUACCCGUCGUCCGCGCUUCCAGGGUACCGGUUCGGGGGUCCAAGGCAAGCGUGCGGCAUAAACCCGAAUUCGAGACCGCCUUUCGAUCGGAUGAGGGUCGAUAGUCUCCAAGCAUAUGGUGGUGCCUCUGGGCUUGGCGAGCCGCCUCCUCCUCCUCCUCCUCCUGCUUUUGAUGGAAGCGCUAGUUCUCAAGCGCACCAAGCUCAAGUCGAUGUAUGUCAUGAUGAUAACAAAUCAAUGAAGAAAGAAGGUGAUCAUCCUGAAGAAGAAGUGCUCCAAAGUGAUGUUUCUGAUCCAUCCGGAAUUGACUUGACUCUCAAGCUUUGA
Molecule: messenger RNA, 873 nt
Organism: Syzygium oleosum
Lineage: Eukaryota; Viridiplantae; Streptophyta; Magnoliopsida; Myrtales; Myrtaceae
Product: zinc finger protein 8-like
Exons: 1
Coding region: 1-873 (290 amino acids)
Biological process (GO): negative regulation of abscisic acid-activated signaling pathway
Source: RefSeq, a predicted model, not a curated record